Molecule: messenger RNA, 2445 nt
Organism: Fusarium oxysporum Fo47
Lineage: Eukaryota; Fungi; Ascomycota; Sordariomycetes; Hypocreales; Nectriaceae
Exons: 4
Coding region: 1-2445 (814 amino acids)
Source: RefSeq, a predicted model, not a curated record
AUGACUGAACUGACCGUGGGCUACGUUGCUGGUAUCAUUGCCUUUGGCAUCGUGAUCGCCCAACUGUUUUGUCCAACAGCCAUUACCCUAAUUAUUGCCGGCCAGCUGCGCGAUCGUGAGACAGCGGGGACAUGGACGACUGCAGGGCGGGUUCUUCAAAGCUCCCUUUGGCCUACCCUUCUCCGAGCCGACUCGACCCAACAAAAGGGUGUCCGCACGUCUAUUUCUUUGAUGACCUCGAUGGUACCGUUGCUGGCUUUGCUCAUCUCCCUUGCUGGUGUGAUCACUCCUCUGGGAUUGUAUGAACAGGAUGAAAAUGCCAGCGAAUCGAUCUCAGCAACCUUUCAGUACGUGAAAGACACGAGUACCUUCUUGCAAGGCACCUCACCGCGCGAUAACAAGACCUUCACACGGACUUGCAAUUAUUCACCAAUGUGCCUUGCUCCCUGUCCGUACACUUCUGAUGUCACCAUUAUUUCAUCCGACGGUCUCCAGUCUAACUGUUCAAUACUCUACGGCACAAAUACAACUGUGCCGAAUAUCCUCCACGACAUCUAUAUGAGCGGAACCAAGAAGCGUCGAACCACCAUCUCUAAUUACUUCGACAUCGAAUGGCGCCAGAUAACCGCACAGUAUAACAAAAACUACAACAACGGCACACCUAUUGCAGUUGGUGUCUUCCGUCCCCUGGAGUCGUUCGCAUUGAGAGAGGACAUUCGACCAGUUGAAGGUCUCAUAGUCGAUAGCGAAAAUGGUGGCGUUGGCCUAAGGAACCAUACAUUACCCGUCGGCCAUACGCAGGGCGCUACCUGGACCGAAGACCUGCUUUUCCUUGAGCCUGAGACGGAGUGCGUGAAUCUAAAUGUCUCUAUAGACUUUGAGAUCAGCACCAGCUCCAAGUCGAGCUCUGGUAUAGCCGUCACCAAGCUUUUCAUGACCGACCACGGUGGCUUGGUCCAUAUCAACAAGACCAACCCCGAGCAUGAUGCAGAGAACAACGGCAAUAAGCCAGAUCUGAAAACACGAGCAUAUCAAGCGGCCUGGUACACCAAUGGCAUCAAUAUGCUCUUUAUGAAUAUCUCGGACCCUACUGAUAAGAUCAAAGGGGUAAAGGCAUUCGACAGAAUUGACUCCAAGAUAGGUAAAAAGUGGAAGUUGCCUAUCACCGAGAUCUACCAUACAAACUACCAGUCGUUAGAAUUCUUCAACGAGUUUGGUAACAUGAUGGGUGUGGAUAAGUUGUCGAGUAACUUUUCAAAAACGGAACAAAUUUAUGAUAAUCCCUAUAAGAUCACGGCUGCAGACUAUGACGCUGCAAAAUUCAUUUGCCAAGCCACCACACUUAAUGCUCCUCCUAAGCUCAACAAUACAUAUGUAUCCUGCAGUCUAGUACGCGGUGUCCCCAACAGGGUUGAUGAUGGCCCUCCAAACCUGUUCGAAGAUGGCAGCAAAUGGUCUUCGCCCCUGUAUACAUGCGCUUCAGCUGUCAAGGCAACUGUCAAGGCAGUCACAUUCUUCCACAACGGUACUAGCGACAGUCUCGAACGAUUGACUAUCAAAGAGGUGAAGGAGAAGGAGUACAAGAACGUGGAUGACAUGCCGCUUUGGGGUGUUGAGGACUCGUCCCUGGGCCUCGCUCAGUUUCAACCAAUCUGGGGUAUAGUGGAUCCUGCGUUCAAAGACCUUCGCAACAUUAGCACUCUCCGAGCGCCAUCGCUAUAUAUGCUUGGAUCAUCCCAAGAGAAUUUGUUUGGAACGUCGGGCUUCAACCCUGGAUUCUCUGAGAUGAACAUACCUGGGUCAAUUGUACCUAUCUCUGCACUCGCGACUAUUGUCAAUAGCCGCGAUAGCUCAGAGCCAGUCAUUGACUUCACUGCCCAGCGAAGCAUGAGUUUGUGGCUGAAGUGGAAAAGGCUCUCUUCCUCUGAAGACUCGAUGCCUAUGGUCUUUAAGCUGCUCUGGAAUGACCUUGCGGCUUCCGCCUUGGUUGGGUCCAAGGGUGUACUCGGGGCCCGGAACGAGGACCCUGAUCAAGCAGCUCGAGUAGAAGUGAUACCGUCUGUUCGCAAGAUCAAGUACCACUGGGUUUUCGGCAUACCCGCAUUCAUCCUUAUCUUGGUUAUAGGCCUCAUUACUAUUGGUGUUACGGCAAUGGCUGCGGUAGGCAAAUCAAGCCCGGAUCUCCUUAGGCAUAGACUUAAGCAAGUAUCUAUUGGGCGACUCUUAACGUCGGUUUUCCAUACGGACUCAAGCAGUCUCAUCAUGUCACCAUCGGCGUGGAGCAAGGACAAUGGCAACAAGCACAUUGACAUGGCUGGUGCAUGCCCUAUCCCUGGAGGACCUCCCGUAACCAUCGUUAAUCAUCAAUCUCAACCUUUCAAUGCGCCGCCUGAGCAGUUCUACCAAGCGCAAGGUUACCCACUACAGGCCUUUACCAAGGUAUAA